This is a messenger RNA of Peronospora matthiolae, 2538 nucleotides long. The record is from the annotation of a GenBank genome assembly. Lineage: Eukaryota; Oomycota; Peronosporomycetes; Peronosporales; Peronosporaceae.
AUGGCGUCGUAUGAUCACGACCCAUCGGAGAACUUGGUCACACGGAGCCACAAGACGAGACCGCGGAGUCGUGCGGUCAAGAAGCAGGAGAAGAAGCAGAAGAAGAGGAUCGAGGCGGGCGACGUGACGAUGGAAGAAAAGAAGUUGCUUUUGAGACGACGCGCGAGUUCCCGGAACGUUCGUGAGCUGCACGAGGACAGAGACGGGGAGGAGACAAGAGACAGGGAUGAGGACGAGGACAGAAAAGGGGAUGGGUCGCAAGAGCUCUCAGGUGAAGAAGAAGAAGAAGAAGAGGAGGAGGAGGAGGUAGAAAAUGAAGAAGGUGAACAAGAGGAGGACAGAGAGGAGCAAGAGGAUGAAAAGGACGAGGUGACAGUUCUUUUGGAGCAGGAGCAGCGCUCGGUUGCUGACGAUACCGUUUUGAGGCGCACGUAUCUGCAGCGAAUUUAUCGACAGCUGCAGAGUACACAUCCCGAGCAGGACGACACAGUGAUUCGGCAGCUUGCUACAAGUAUUGAAGUGCAGGCCUGUCAAAAGGUCAAGACGCGGGAUGCCUACGUGGCGGCAAUGGAUCAAGAGAUUCAUAAGCUUUUGCAGAUUGAAAUUGCUCAAGCCAACAGCGCCGUUGUGUAUUCGGGCGAAGGCCAGCGUUUUGAGAAUGUGCACCACGAUACUCGAACUCAGCAGUCUGGAAUGCCAAGUGGGAUUCAAAGCAGUUACUUGUCGAAUCAGACCUCGCAGGCAUGUAGUUUUGAGUAUGUGCAAGCGCUCGCGAAGGUGCGAUCUCAGGAAUCAUGCGGUAGCGACGGAUCGUCAGCAUUCCCUGUACCUGGCCAGACGAGUGGCGACAGUUUUUUGGCAUUCUAUGCACCACAUCCAUCGGUAAGUGCAGAAAACUCGUUCCAGUCGCUGAUGAAUGAUCAGACGGAGUCAUGUGGACGCAGCGAUUUGCGCACACCGUUACAGCAUCAACAAUUGAACACAAUCAGCAGGGGCAUGAACAUGCGGAAUCACCGGCAACUGAGAACCCAAUGUAAUCCCACAACUUCGAUGGUGUCGCCAUCUAGUCAGAACUUUUCGGUGCAGAGCAACGUUGGAAACCCGCCAAGGCAAGCAUUAUCCCAAAGCGACAGGAAAGCACAACAGCAGCUGGAAGGUUUUCCAAAACACCCACAGUACAUGCAACGACCCGACUCGACGCGCACACAGCAGCGUUUUGCGAGCUUUCAAGAAUUUUCAGCACAAAUCCAGCAUCUGGACAAAUCUGUGCUCAUCGAAUUACUGUGGAAUCAAAGGAACGCUUUGGCCCGAUGGCAGCGUCACGCGAAGCAGCUCAAUGUCCAACUAUUUGCACAGCAGAACGCUGUUGGCAGUGCGGGAGGGUCCGUGUUCCAUUCUCCUUACAAGGUGCCUGUUGUUGGCGGAGGCAGUUACUUUGAUCCUAAGGUACCUGCGGACGCCGAGUUGCGUCAAUAUCGACAAGAGAAUAUUUCUCGGAGGCCGCAGUUUUCCUGCCCACCACAAUCAAGCGAGGGAAGUUCCGCGCGCAUGCAAGCGGCUGUUGGCGGCGUGAAUCGGAGGGAUAUUGUACAAGUGUAUUGGGACAAAGUUCAAGCUUUGAAGACGGCACACACUGAACACCUGCACAUUGCAAAGCGAGCGCUGGUCAACAAUUGCGCACCUCCCAAUACGCUUUACAGUGUGAAGGCUCAAUCAGUGAUGAACAAUAUUGACUUGGUGAUCGAUAUCCUACACGAGCAAUCCACGAACGUGCUGCCACGGAAAAUGGACGUGCUAACUUCGAUUGAGCGCUUCAUCCAGAUAACAGUCGUGCCCAUCGUACGAAAAGUUCGAUCUUCAUUUAUUGCUCCGACAUCUCAACCGACGAGCUCAUUACCAGUAAUGGGAACGAGUUCAGCUACAGAAAAUUCAGGUAUGCUGCCUGCACGAGAUAGCCCGGUGGGCAUCACCGGGCAACAAACGGAUUGCACACAUCAUGCUGGAUCUGGAUGGUCUCCUGACACUUUUUCUAGCUUGAGAAAUUUGUCACGGCAAUCAUCGCGUGAAACAUGUUCGGAUUCUACCGAAACGGAUAGCUUUUCGGGUCGACCAGGUGACGACUGCCCAAACACUCCAACACGAAUGAUGGAUGGAUUCUCUGCUGCAGUUGGUAACAGCCCAUCCGGCAGCGUGAGCGCAAUUUCUGGGUAUGCACCGGUUCGACCGGAAAGCAAGGAUGCCAUAGCAAUGCAAGCCAAAACCUCCACAGAUCAGGUGUCGGAGUUUAAGGCUAGAAGGGUGCAACAAGAACAAUUUCUUCCCACGUCCGAGCUCCGUUUGCCAACAGAUUCCGACUUGCGACCUCCGAGCUCGCCAGGUGGUAACACGAAGGAGAGUAAGGAGUUGCAGACAAACGUCGACGACUUGAACGAUUUUGCCGACUUCCCUGAGCUGACUUUUGAUGAAGACGGCAGCAGUUUUGCGAGAGAAAACAACCCGUCGACUGUUUCGAGAAAGCGAGGAAUCGAAGAGGUGUAA